Patiria miniata (bat star) is the source of this 4931-nucleotide messenger RNA. RefSeq names its product CMP-N-acetylneuraminate-poly-alpha-2,8-sialyltransferase-like. Gene Ontology annotation, biological process: N-glycan processing; oligosaccharide metabolic process. The coding region runs from base 593 to 1861 and encodes 422 amino acids. Gene Ontology annotation, molecular function: alpha-N-acetylneuraminate alpha-2,8-sialyltransferase activity. The transcript is spliced from 7 exons. The record is from RefSeq and is a predicted model, not a curated record. Lineage: Eukaryota; Metazoa; Echinodermata; Asteroidea; Valvatida; Asterinidae.
AGCAUUGUGAAUGACCUCUGCGGAUCAUAUCCUGGUCUGAUGGUAAGGAAACCUAAACUGAUGAGUUUCCGUUUGCAUGCGUGACGUGUGAGCGUCCGCACGGCUACAUUGACGUCGUACAUUGUAUUAGGGAUGUCCUGACCAACCCGAAAUUCGAACCACCGAGAAGCAAGUUCAUUUUUUAAGGUCGCGUCCCAGUAAUCAGGACGCAACGCCAUUUUUCUUUUUUAUUCACCUCUCUAACCCCGUCUACAACAGCUGGAAGCCCGCUUUUUCGAACGGCGGCAUCUGCCAUCAUGAACUGAUGGCCCACAGUUUAUGUUCGCAACCGCACAGUACAACAAAAGACGACUACAGUGCAGAACGAAACACGCACUCGCGUACAAUAGCUCGGCGGGUUUUUGAUAUUUGUACAGGCUUGGGACGUACCAGCACGUUGACAACACACCCUGGCUGCAUGCACGGAGUAUUACUGAGAGGCCGUACGUACACACGAAGCAACGUUGACAACUUACACCGAACCCGAAAUUCAUGAUAGGAGUGGAAUACCAUUCUCCCCAUCCCACGUAGACUCUACUGGGUCAGCCAAAUCAUGAUUGUGGGGAAAAGAAGGACUUUCCUGUAUUUUGUGUCCUGCUUUUUGAUCUUGAUGGUCAUAGUCACACUGCGAGGAGGGAAUCAUCAUGGUGGACCGCGGACUUCACCGCGUAGUCGGACUCGAGAUGCCAAACGCUCGGCUGAUGCCCAUGCCAAAAAUGCUCCUAAUCCGUACAAAUACAAAGUGUUUGAUAACUACAACGAAGCUAAUGAAGAAUACGACGCGUAUAAGGACCAAGGACCGAAUGGGGACAGUACAGAUCCCUUGGACAUUCGGACAUUCUCGAGUACCGACGACCAGCUAUUGUAUUUAUAUAACAAGGUAUUAUCAGCGCCAUGGAUGCCAAAUCGCAAGAAUUUAGCCUCAUUCAGAGAUGUGUUUUAUAGGCAAACAAGAAAUAUGACCGCACAAGAUGAGGUGAUUUUAAACCAUCAAAACGUCAAGCUUGGCGAUAGUCUGCCGUACGCAUUCACCAACACUUUGGGUGCAAAGGAUGGAGUCAAGUAUUACUUCAACAUUACGCAGGAAAUUCUCGACGAAAUUCCAGUGGCCUCUCCUUUCCAUGGGAAGACGUUCAAGCGGUGUAGCGUCGUUGGAAACAGUGGAAUUCUCUGGAACAGCAAAUGCGGGAAAGACAUCGACAAGGCAGACUUUGUGUUCAGAUCCAACGUGCCACCUCUUCGUCCUUUUGUUGUGGACGCCGGACGGAAAUCCAACCUAUCCACCAUGAACCCAAGCAUCAUCAAUAACAGAUUUCGACGCCUUAAAGACAUUGCAGACCACGAGAAAUUCGCAAAGGAAAUUGGCGAGUAUAACGGCAUGCUGUGGCUUCCGUGCAUUGGAUCGGUCAAGAUGGUGGAGGUUUGUCUCCAGGCAAAACGGUCACUUGAUUUCCACGGGGGAGGUAACCCUAGGACAGCUAUCGCCAACCCGUAUCAUUAUAUCGCCGUCCAGUACUUUUGGAGUCACAGGAAUUUGACGCAGUUUAUGUCCACAGGUUUUUACGUGACCCACUUGUCGUUAGCCAUGUGUGACGAGACGCACUUGUACGGCUUUUGGCCUUUCGGAACUACGGUAGAAGACAGCCCUACAGACCCUGACAACAACACGGUGUCAUUCAGGCAAAGGAAAGUCCGAUACCACUACUUUGACAAUCUACCAGGACCAAACGGCGCUCACUCAAUGCAGGACGAGUUUGGAGUGCUGGUACAGAUGCACAAACUAGGAAUGCUGAAAAUGCACGCCAGUAGUUGUCAAGAAUGAAACUCUUCCACCCUUCUACCUCCCGUUCCCCCUUUUUAAAAAUUAAAUAUCUCCCUCUUAUGGAACAACACCACAUCGAUUUCCAAAGCUUCCAACUGCAAGCUGGCGUAGCUUGGCUAAAACGCCCUCUGUCGUUGAAAACCCAGGCUGGUAGUAGUCAUGACUGCAGUGCGCAUGAUUGAACAAAUGACGGGGUUCGUCUUUCGAGCUUGCCUAAUCCUGGGGCCAGAUUUCAAUGCUCAUUGAACAGAGACAUUAUGUUUCAUCAGCAAAGAUGAACUGCUGAAUGUGUGCAGGGUACAUGGAUAACUUCCAAUGUUUUGUGAAUAUUUUUAUUAUAUGAAGCACAUAUCGCUUACCUACAAUUUCAGGUGUUCUAUGCUCACAAGGCCAUAAAGUCAAGAUGGACAAACACUGAAUAAUUAUUAGCCGAAAAAAGAGAGCUUUUCUAUAUGACGACUAGGACCAGCGUUUUAUUUCCGCGGGUACUCUGUCCGAUGGAAAGAAUAAUGUCCCGUCGAUAUUUAUUAUCAUAAUUGCCAUUCCUGAUUCUUAUUACCUGUACAUAAAGUUUUGGGUCUGAGCCAUCCGUGUAUUUUUUUAGCGACAUUAUUGCCAUAGCCUUCUCUUUGAUGCGGUCAUGUACAUGUACUCGGUGUGUGAGCCUGUUUUGCACCAAUGCAAUGCCUGAAGGUGCAACACUGGGAAGUGCUUUGGUAACGGCAGACAAUCAGCCUAAACCGAAGCCGAUGUUUCAGUUUGUCUUCUUCCACGUUGUUGCCACUCCUAAACUUCUGAUGUGUUUUAAUAAUUGCCAAUGCUUGAUUGAUAUUUAUUAUUACCAUUAAAUUUAAAUAAGUUUUUGUUUAUGUGUCUAGGUAAAAUUAUAAAGCUGCAGCACUGCAUUACGUGAAAACAUUUCUUAGAAUGCUGACGAAAAAGAAUGUUCGAUGGUGCAGCGCUAAGUGCUUUUAAAUGGUUCAUGUUGUAUAAAGACAUUAAGGCCUAUCAAUAGCAUUCUACAUUGUGAAUGUGUUCCUCGGACACGAUCAAUGCUUAUUUGUUUGAUGUAAAACAAACGGAGAAGGGCCUACAAUAUAUGUUGGUCAAAUCAAAAUUGUUUGAUUUGAUUGUGUCCCUUGUGUUCUGGAAUACUGGGUGAGUAAACAAAAAAGAAAUCCAAAUAGAAGGACCAAUUUUUAACAUAAAUUUUGCCCGUAGCACUUUCGAAAUCUAGGAUAUGAAAUCCAAGUUAUAAGCUUUCUUUUAGAACAAGAAUCAUUCGAAUCACUUUUGUACUUUUCCAGUUAACGGAAUUUUUAACACAGACAUCGUUUUAAAAUUCUGUCCACGGAUCUCGAAAAGUGCCGUUUGUGUUUCGUUUUUUUUUUUACUCACCCAGUAUAUUAUAACACAUGUGUAGCGUUGUUUUAAUCCGAGAUCGGUGCACUCACGAAAUAAAACCAAUACUAAAGAGGUUUGACUAAAGAGGUUUGACUAAAGAGGUAUUUAAGUUAACUUUAUAGUCGAACUUCGCGUUCCUGGAACGUUCUUCUAUUGAUGAGGUUGCCAUAUAGCCAGAAAUUAGAACGAAAUCAAAUUACAUGUCAUAAUAUAAGCCACUGGCGACGAGUAUCAUGGCUACGAUUUUGAUGUGUUAUACAGAGGUACUAGUGUACAUAUUGCCUUUAUUGCAUUUGCCUUAUGAAUAGUACGGUAUACAAGAAAAUAUUAUAAUACUUUGUUUACUCUGCAUAAUAAUGGCGCUAAGCAGUAUCUAACAACAAUCAGUAUUUUGCAUUGUUACAGUACAUGUAUUUAUAUUUUGUAUUGUUGAAACAGGGGAUAUGACCUACGUUCACCCCAGGGAAAAUGAUCAAUGAAAAACCCUUUUCAGAAACAGUACUUGUAACACGUUGAGUUGUGCUAUUGACAUACUUUGGAGAUAUUCUCUCGGGGGCUUUGAAACUCUCUGCGAUUAUAUUUUUUUUAAUACUUCUGUAAUGAUUGGCUAUGCGUUAGGUAGGGCAGGCAGAUAUGAGGCUUUUGAUACUAACAUUCUACAGAUGAAGCCUGUUAGUCGUAUUUAUAGCUAAAUCCAGAGGCUGUGGUAUUUUUUCUUUAAAGCACUUACGAACGAAUUCUUAAAAAAACCGCACAUAUGUUGCAUGAAACCACGCGUAAGUUAGAACACUUUGUUCUCUGGACAUAUGCACGUGCACCAGCGUAAUUGUUUAUAACUUGGAAAACAUUAUUAAACUUUGCAAAAUGGGUUGCCAGCCUUUUGGCUAUCGUGAUGAAUAUGGUUCGCCAGUGGGACGGGUACCAGUAGGACUGGCACGUGAACUUCACAUUGUUAAGCAAUGCCGUGUAUAUGGACAAACUUUAUAAUGCUAUCCAUUGAAUGAGUGUUAUCGUAAUGUGUACAGUUGUUGGUGCAAUAUUUUUUUUCUCUUUAAUAUUUCCAAGGCGAAGGCAACAGCUAGACAAAAUGACCACUAUUUAAGAAGUAAAUACAUGUAUUUUGAGAAGAGGUGAAGUAAUUUACAUGUACAUGUAUACUCCUUUUUCUUUUAAAAGAUGCAAAUAGUGGAUCGGAAUAUUGGCAGGAAGGGAAGAAACCGCGUAGGUUUCUUCCUUUUACGGAGGAAAUUUAGAAUGACACCAUCAACUCCGUCCAUUCCUAUAAUUUUCCGUUCGAGAUUGUAAGUCACAAAUUGAAAAACACCAAGUGUCUUCCCGCGAAAGAUGCUAAAAAUAUAGCUGCUAUGGAUUGUUGAUUGUAUAUAAUGGUUCUGCUCUUGUAACAAAAGUUUUCAUGCCAUAUGUGUUUAUAAAUGGAACGUCUUAAUGUUUAUGUGUAUUUUUUUCUCCAAACUGUUAAAUGUAAGAUACUCUGUAAACUAUUGUUAAAAGACUUUUUUGCGACAGUAUUUGUUUAGUUGCAUUUAGGGUUUCCCUGUCUUAUUAUGAUCAACGUUAUGUUUUUAUAAACUAUAACUUUCUCUUGAGGUUAUUAUUAUUUGGGUACAAUUAUUUGUUUGUAUUAAAGUACUUAUAUGGUAACAAA